Schizophyllum commune H4-8 is the source of this 2886-nucleotide messenger RNA. RefSeq lists its product as uncharacterized. The coding region runs from base 1 to 2886 and encodes 961 amino acids. The record is from RefSeq and is a predicted model, not a curated record. The transcript is spliced from 15 exons. NCBI's taxonomy places the organism in Eukaryota, Fungi, Basidiomycota, Agaricomycetes, Agaricales, Schizophyllaceae.
AUGCACGCGUGGUUACAUAGACGGGCAGCCUACGAGGACCCCAGCAAGCACAAGUGUCAAUGCGGUGCAGCUACUGCUUCAUACCUCUGCGAGACCUGCCUGGGGCGUAAGAGGCAAUGCAGAGGCUGCAUCCUUCGCGAGCACGCGUCCAUGCCGUUCCAUCACAUCCGAAAGCAUGACGGUCGCUCUUCAACGGCUACCGACCUUGGCGCGUUAGGCCAAGUUAUCUGGUUGGGCCAUGGAGGAGAGCCGUGCCCAGCCACCCUCGCGCACGGACAUCGUUUAAUUAUCGGUGAUGUCGAGGGUAUCUGGUGUCGUACGGUAUACUGGUGUACGUGCCCCACUGCGGAGGAUAAGGAUAUCCAGCUGCUGCACACCGGUUUGUACCCGGGUACCGAGGAUGAGCCAGCCACUGCGUUCACAUUGACGAUGCUGGAUGACUUCCUCCUAUCGCAGUGCGAGGGUCGGAUGUCUGCCCAAGGAUAUGUCCAGAAGUUGCGGAGGAUGGCCAACCCAGCGUUCCCUUAUCGAGUUUCGGAUGUCUAUAGACCAUUCCUGCGCGCCAUGCGUCAGUAUACCAACAUGAUCACGAGAGCUAAAGCAGGUGUCGCUCACAAGAUUCGGAGAGAUCAAGUCCGCAUAGCUAGACCGCCAGGAGAUCUGGCUUGGCGCUGCCCAGCAUGCCCCCAGCCGGGAUAUAAUUUGCCUCCAGAAGACCAGAGAGACGCAGACCAUCCAGAGCUUUACAUGCCCAUGUUCACGCACGACGGUUGCUUCAAGUUGAACAACCAGCGUACCCGCAAUCCCGAUGCUGAUGUGCGCCUCAGCAACGGUGAGUGCAUGCUUGUCGGGAGCAGGCAAUACCAGACGCACCUCAAAGUGACCAAGGAGCCCGCCAAUAGGAAAUCCUGUCAGAAUCACCGGGCGGUUGCCAGCAGUCGAUCGAGAGAUCGCAACUUAGCUGCCAGUGGAGUGGGCACAUACACCUAUGCCCCUCAUGGUCUGUUCAUCCCGCACACCACCGUUGAUUACCAGAAAGGCGAAGCGCAAAUGAACACAGACUACUCAACCUCAUGCCUCAUAGAAGGGUUGUCUGCAGAAACGCACAAGAUCCUCAUCGCCUACGACAUCAUGUGCGAGUAUAUCGUCAACCUCAAGACGCACCUAACCGAAGGACCCUACCUUACCAACCGUGCGAUCGACAUUGAGGCCGCUGGAGCCGGCCAGCUGGACGGAGAGAUCCUGGAAACGCUCUGGGCAACCCUAGAGAAGCUGGCCUCCAAUACAAGGAGCAUGUCACCCGCCCAUAGGCAGGAAGUUCUUGAUCUGCUCAUGAACGACAUGAACUGGAAGAAGAUCAUUCAACUAGCCGACGUCCUUAAGAAGAAGGCGAUGAAGGCCUCCGAGCUCAAGGACACACUAUCCGAUCAGCAGACAGCUCGGUGGCUACAAGAGGAGCGUGAGUCCUUGGCGGAGGGCCGAGAGGGAAAGAGCGUGUAUGACAUACAAGAGGAACAAGUCCCCGGUGUUGCGGAGCGCGCCCUCGCAGUAGCGAGGCGGUAUGAGGAUGAUAAUGUGGAGGAGCCCAUCGGGUUAGAGUUGCUGAGGGAGGCCAUGAGGAUUGAGAGUGUGCAGGACAAUCUACUUCCUCUGGCUAAGCAGCAAAACAGGACGGCCUCGCAAGAGCGUCAGCUGCUGCUCAGACGGGGCAAGCUACACAAAAGGAUUUGCAAAUUCGAAACACGGAUCGCGAAGGUUCUCGAUGCUGCCCCCGUGGAGGGCGAGGUUGCCUUGGGAGAUGAAGAAUUGGAGGAAUGGCUUGGAGAUGAAGGGGAAGCAGAGAGCGAAGGGGAGGUGGAUGAGAGGGAGGGUGAGGGAGAGGAUGAGGAUGAGGACCCCGACGCGCCUGACGUCAGGCUGCCAGAGCGCGAGCGGCUCACUCUGCCCUUGACCACUGGGCACAUCACCGGGGAAUUGGCAGACUUGGAGAGGGACCUUCGGGACGGCCAACGAGCGGAUGCCCUGCGAGGCGUUAGGCUAGGCCUUGCAGAGAGAGCCCGCUUGUAUCGCACCUCCGUGCGUCGCGGCCGAGGGAGUCACAAGACGACUACAAGGGCUUUUGCAGCGUUACGUAAGUCAGGCGCACGCAUCGCCCGCCACGUGCGGAUGUACCACCGCGCCCGUGACGCCCUAAUUGCCCUCGGCAAGGACGAAUCACAGCUACCGAAGAUAGAUAGUCAAGACCUCCGCAUCAACAAGGACUGGACAGAGGAGAACAGGACAGGCCAACGCUCCCAUACCUUACCCUGGUUCUGGCGGGUCGGCAACAAAGCCGCUGGUGUCCAUGACCUAUACAGAGUGAGCUUCCUGCAAGCCAAGUGCCGACUGGAGCGAUGGGAAGAAGAGGAGCGUCUGGUAAGCCACGAGAUGCUGUGGACUCGGCUAGCCUUCAAAAAGCAGCAGGGUACAUGGCAAGCGGCAGGGGACGCUGCGAGGUCGUCCACAGAAGGUGCGGGAUGGGCUGCGUAUGCCUAUAACCAAGCGGACAUGUGGGGCUCGUUGGCGACUGAAUGCGUGGCAAAGUUUCAGGACUACGCGGGAACCCUUCCAGGGUGGGAGCAGAGCAGUAGCUUGGCUGAAACCGGCGAGCGCACACACGGUGGACGACCUGAGGUGGAGCCGCCGUCUAACCGCGUUGGCUGCAUCUCAUAUGGUGGUGCAGGCCCAGCAGGAAAAGCAGCGUCUCACAUGCAGCCGGCAACCCCGUCUGACGUCGACUCUGUAACACCAGCACUUGCACUUGACACGGCGCCGGCGGCUCGGCCUGUCAAGCCAGGUGGGGUGGCAGUCGCUGGCCAGCCGUCUGUGCCGCACGAGCUGGACUGA